UACGCGUCCAAGAUGGCGGCGCCCAGUUCUGGGCAGUUGAGCGGGUUCCCGUUUCCUGCGGGAUCUGGCGCUGAGACCGGGGCUGACCGAGGGGGAGCGGGGGAGAAGGUGAAGAAACCAUGCCGGGCCUGUGUCGACUUCAAGUCGUGGAUCCGCGAACAGAAGAAACAGAACGUUACAGAAGACCUGGAUAAAGAACGUCCUAUUGAAUGCCCUUUAGACCGUGAGGAACUCGGGAGGAGUACUUGGUCUUUUCUACAUACAAUGGCGGCAUAUUACCCAGACAAGCCCACCAAUAAUCAAGAAGAAGACAUGAAGCAGUUCAUUUCUUUGUUCUCAAAAUUCUUUCCAUGUGAGGAAUGUGCCGAAGACUUGAGACACAGACUGAAGACAAUGCCUCCAGACACCAGCAACAGAUACAAACUUUCGCAGUGGAUGUGCCUUCUCCAUAAUGACAUUAGCAAACGAAUAGGAAAACCAGAAUUUGACUGCUCCAAGGUGGAUGAGCGAUGGAGGGAUGGAUGGAAAGAUGGUUCAUGUGAUUGAUUUUCAAAAGUUCUCAUUUUAUUUUGACUCUGACCUACUUGAUAUUUUUCUCCCUGAUCUUGAAAACAUGCUGUUUACUCGGUUCGAUUCUGUUGAAAUUACAGAAUAUGUUACCUUAAUUUUCCCCACUUAUUUCUACAUUCUUGCCUCACUAGUCUCAAAUUACCCAGAUGAUCGCUCAACGUGCUCCCUGAUCUGGAAACAUGGGAGACCAGUAAUGGAAUAAUUUCACUUUAAAUAUUUGCUGUUAUCUCUUUAUCCUCUAGGGGGUGCAGUUGCUUCAGGAUAGUGAUUUGUUUCUGUGGGAAAGUCUUGCUUCCUGAUAUUUGAAAAUGCCAUCCAAAUGAAGUGAUAAUUUCGAAUGUUUGUUUAAUUUUGAUGUUAAACAGGUAAUACCGAGUUAGAUUGGCACAGGGAGAAUCACAAAUAUCUUUGAUUGGCUGAGCACUAAUAAACCAAGCAUUGGGUAAUUAGCUUUCGGAAUACCUGUCAAAGGAUAUUUAUAAAAUGCCAAUUCAUUAGUAAAUCUGAAAUAGUUGGGAUGAAGUAAUUCUGAUCUCUGUGAAAUGACACCAACAGCAAACAGAAACAAAUUGCAUCAAUUGAAUAAGGUUUCUUUCUCCACAAAAGAAUGACAUUUUGUGCAACUAUUUUACAUCUGUACUAAUAUAUUUUCAAGCCUAGUCUUGGACUCCAUGGAUUAUAUGUGACAGUUAAUGUUGGUGUUACAAUUAGAUAUGUUUGUGAUUGCAAUGAAAAGCAAUUUUAAGACAUUGCAAUAUGUGAAUUGUGCAAUUUAUGCACCACCUAUCAUCUAUCGCAGCGACUUCACAUUGCCUGUCGUUGCAUUAACAGUUCUAAACUAUCAAAGACAUUUUUAGAUUCAUUCCAAGAUUUUGAAUAAUUAUACGACUUGGAGAAUAUAUGUCUGAAAUAUGCCUUAUGAUGAAACAGUAGAUGAUCCUUAUUGACAGGCUACACUUCCAGAGGCUUUCAUCUGAAUAUUAUACCUUAUCUUAACAGCUGAACGACAGUACAGAUAUAAUGGGAUAAUGUUAAAACAAAGGAAUGGAGGACUUGUAUAAAGCUCAGAUAAGUUGCAAUAAGGUAUUUGCACUAAAUUUAUACAAAUGCAACUUAACUGGGCUGGUAGUAGAGUAUCUGCUAGGAUUGGGAGUUUGAAAAACUCAGCUAUCAAUCAUUAUCAAAAGAUUAUUUCUUUAAAUGAUCAUACUUAAUGUGUCUCUAAGGUCUGUAUGUAGCAUCCUGUUGGCGUAAAGUUUCAUUUCUGGGAGGAAGUACACUCUGCAACACACUGGAUGUUAAAAAUCAGUCAUUUUGAAUCCCCAGCUGUGGGUGCAGGAAAUUAAUAAAAUUUAAAAUUAUUUUGUAAAAAUAUGCAAAGCUGUGUAUGCUGCAGCUUGUAGUUAUUUACUGGUAAUUACGCAUAGCAUGUUGUUUUCAACUGCUAAAAGGCUUCUAAUGAUUUGUAAUUAUUUUGUGAAUUUGUUUGUCAUGAGUUACGUUGUGUUGAGUCUAGGUAUGUGCACAUUAUCUUGAUGGAUUAGCUGAAUUGACCUCUGUGUUAAAUAUGACAACUGAGCACCACCUCAGUCGGUACCUGAAGCACACUGAGAGUGGAACUGUGCUGUUUGAUAAUAUUGUGUAUACCUUUUUAGGUGAUAGUCUGCCUAUGUUUUAUAUAUUCACUAAUAUAUAAGCAGGAAAGUGUAGGAGGGUUGGUCAUUUACCAUAAGGCGUUGACUGGCUUAGACAGUACACCUUAUGAGAUUGCCACUGGACUUGGUGGUAGAGAAGGCAUUUAAAUGUUCUAAGCAAAAUGGGGGACCUGAAGAACUGUUGCCAUUGAUAUAUUGACGAGACCCUAAAAUGUGCAGUUAAAAAUACAUGCCCCUCCAUUUUAAAUCAAAUGAGUAGAUUGUGGGAACUCAAUGUUCAUUGACGUUCACUAUAAUGCCCAAUUUAGGACAUGAGAGAAAAGCUGUCAGUCUCCAUUUUGAAUGCUGGUCCAUCAUUUAAGGGAAUUCACUAUUGCUGAGUUCAAAGUUGCUAAAGUUCUGAAAGGUUUGGCAUUCUGCACUCCAUACUAUGGCAUUCUUGAGUACUAGGCUUCAGUCACUGCAUUACCUUGUUCUUAUUGCAGCAACUUAAAAGUACUUUUUUAAUCUUGGUGUACCUUCUAUGUUGAUCAUAAGCCUACAAUUGGAAUUUGUUAGAGUUUUGAAUAGUCAAUGUGUUUAAGAAAGACCGAAGUAAGAUAUUCAAUAUUGCGCUAAUUUUGAAGAAGAGAGCACAAAAUCUAAAUGAUAGAAGCAGUUGCACGCAAACAAAAUUCUUGUUACUGCUGUGAUACUUGAACAUACUGUAAUAUUUGGACGGAAUGUUUACUUUUUUGCAAAAAGUCCUUGUAUGUGUUCUGAAUUUGUCAUAUAAAAAAACAAGGGUAGCCCAUCUGUAAAUGACUAACUUUAUUUAUGAACAAUAUAAUUAUUAAUGUACCUGUCACAUCAGAUUCUGUACAGUGUGAUGUGAGAGAAACCCAGUGCAUAAAAGCCAAUACAUUCUCAAUUUCUUCUUCUGUUUCCAUUCUAAAAUCUAUCUUAGCAAAUGAGAGUUCUUUCAAAAAAAUAGAAUUACAGGUUUUAUUUAUUCAAAUAACAGCUACUUACAAUGAGACCAUUGUUCCAAGAUUUUGAUUUGAGGUGUAAACAAUUGAAAUAAUGCUGUUUAAAUUUAGUAUGCUAGAUUAUGAAUUUAAGAUUAACAGAUGGACAGUUUUAUUUGAUUUUCCUCUUUUGGAAAACCAACUCUUUUCCUGACUUAGCUGAUUUUUAAAUAAGCCCCAAUAUCUGUGCCUCAAACAUACAGCCAUUGACUGCUCUCUUUAAAUUCUUCAUAACCCCAUCACUUCCCUUGGGUGUAUCUGGAUAUCUCUCUUUGAGGUUUAUUUACGUGGCCUAUAUAGCUGUAUUGUAUAUAUCCUAAGACCAUGUCUGGGACAUAUUUUGAAGCUGAAUGUCACCAGCUCUUUGUUCUGAGUUGGGAGAUCAGUCUUUUUUUCCCUUCUGGAUUGCUGUAUUAAGUUGUGCCAAAUAGGAAAGGUAAAUGCUCAACUGUGAAAUGGGGUUUUCAACUGAAUAAACUCGACAACAUAACCCAGAACAAGUUCAGCGCUCUACAGCUUUCUGGACUCAACGUUGAGUUCAACAGCCUUCAAUUACAUUUGAUUCCAUUUUGUUCUUUUUGUUUAAUCCUCCAAUUUUUGUUUUGCAGGGUUUGUCUUGCCUAGUUUCUUUUUUCAUUCCUACAAUAUACAUUUCAGAAGGUUUUUAUAUCUUAAAAAAAGGUCAUGCUUCGUGUAAUGUAAUACUUACACCCAAGUCUUCCUGACAAGGGUGUUGUUUGGCCAUCCCACAUUGCAGACUGUUGGACAGUUUCACCCAGAGUACUAUUAGUCAUGAUUUUGAUGCAACAAUGGUAAUGGAAUAUUUUAUAUCUAAAACUAUGUAUUUAUUUCUGCAUUCCUGUUUUGGGUUGGCAUUUGCUCAUCUUUAUAGGAAACUGGGAGACAGCUCACAUAACAUUAAAAAUCCUUUCUUUGUCAUAUUUAAUUCAUAGUAAUCACAAUUAAAAAUGAAAUCUCCACCAGAGGAAACAAUGGUUGUAUUGGUUGGUAGUAGCUUUUACAGCAACAGGAAAACAGAAUUUAUUCGUUAGGCAGAUUGACAAUGAUGAUUUGAAGACUCAAAGAGGAAGACCAUGUUGGAAAUUUAAUCAGAGUCAAUUGUUCACUCAAAGUAUUGCAGAUUAAAUAAAUUUUCUGCUGAGCAGUUUCUAUUUCAUGAAUGAUCGUAACAAUAGGCUGUGUGAUGUAGUUAUUGUAAUAAUUUUGUUUCACCUAUGCAGAUGGUUCCUUAGUAACCAAACUACCACCAAUGAACAGGAGACCUACCUUAAAUAAUUAAAAGGGAUGAGAAAUUACAACUGUUGAAAUAAUGACAGAAGUGCUUUCAUUUCUGCUCCUUUUUGAACAAGUCCUAUGUCACCUUAAUUGUGAGCACAUUUUUGGAUUGUUUAUUGAGUGUGAAAAUGAAUAAGAAUAUUUCUUCAUAUCCCAUGUCAUUAGCAGAUGUCUUGGAAAUUAUUGAAUGUGUCAGUGUCGCUUAUGAUUAUAUUUAUUUAUU
Molecule: messenger RNA, 4751 nt
Organism: Stegostoma tigrinum
Lineage: Eukaryota; Metazoa; Chordata; Chondrichthyes; Orectolobiformes; Stegostomatidae
Gene: gfer
Product: growth factor, augmenter of liver regeneration (ERV1 homolog, S. cerevisiae)
Exons: 3
Coding region: 13-546 (177 amino acids)
Cellular component (GO): mitochondrion
Molecular function (GO): flavin-dependent sulfhydryl oxidase activity; flavin adenine dinucleotide binding
Source: RefSeq, a predicted model, not a curated record